CGCCUCUUCGCCACCUGUAACCACCGCCCUCUUCAUCGCAGUUCAAAUCUCUCUCUCUCACUCACUCACUCUCUCUCUCUCGCUCUUACUAUCUUUCUCUGCGCCAUCUUUUGGUUUGCUAACGAAUCAACACCGACGAAGUUCUCGAGUGUUUGUGAAAAAUGGGUGUUGGAAUUACGGAGUUUUUGACGAAUCAGCUUGGAGCUGAGCAUCCUCAGGUGAUACCAAUCUCAGUGUUCAUAGCCAUUCUCUGUCUCUGUUUAGUUAUCGGCCACUUGCUUGAAGAGAAUCGAUGGGUCAAUGAAUCCAUUACCGCCAUUUUAGUUGGAGCAGUGUCAGGAACAGUGAUCUUGCUUAUUAGUAAAGGAAAAAAAUCUCACAUUUUGGUGUUUGAUGAAGAACUCUUCUUCAUUUACCUUCUUCCUCCUAUAAUUUUCAAUGCUGGAUUCCAAGUUAAGAAAAAGAAGUUUUUUCACAACUUUUUAACCAUCAUGUCCUUUGGGGUGAUUGGAGUUUUCAUCUCUACUGUCAUUAUUUCGUUUGGGACUUGGUGGCUGUUCCCCAAGUUGGGAUUUAAGGGCUUGAGUGCUAGAGACUAUCUUGCCAUCGGAACAAUCUUCUCGUCCACUGAUACCGUUUGCACUCUACAGAUUCUUCAUCAAGAUGAAACUCCAUUGCUUUACAGCUUAGUCUUUGGUGAAGGAGUUGUGAAUGAUGCAACUUCAGUUGUACUGUUCAAUGCCGUGCAAAAGAUUCACUUUGAAAGCCUCAACGGUUGGACUGCUCUGCAAGUGUUUGGAAACUUUUUAUACCUCUUCUCCACAAGCACAAUUCUCGGAAUUGCUGUGGGGCUACUAACGUCUUUUGUCCUUAAAACCUUGUAUUUUGGAAGACAUUCAACUACACGUGAACUCGCGAUCAUGGUUCUAAUGGCUUACCUUUCAUACAUGUUGGCUGAGCUCUUCUCAUUAAGUGGGAUUCUCACUGUUUUCUUCUGUGGUGUUUUAAUGUCACAUUAUGCAUCAUAUAACGUGACAGAGAGUUCAAGAAUCACUUCCAGGCAUGUUUUUGCGAUGAUGUCUUUUAUUGCGGAGACAUUCAUAUUUCUGUAUGUUGGAACAGAUGCUCUUGACAUUACAAAGUGGAAGACAAGCAGCUUAAGUGCUGGAGGUACUUUGGGUGUCUCUGGUGUCAUAACCGCAAUGGUAUUGCUUGGAAGAGCAGCAUUUGUGUUUCCGCUCUCGAUCUUAACAAAUUUCAUGAAUAGACAUGCUGAAAGAAACGAGUCUAUCACAUUUAAGCAUCAGGUGAUCAUUUGGUGGGCGGGGCUUAUGAGAGGUGCUGUCUCAAUUGCUCUGGCUUUCAAGCAGUUCACAUACUCCGGUGUUACAUUGGAUCCUGUGAAUGCUGCCAUGGUCACCAACACCACUAUUGUUGUCCUCUUUACUACACUGGUCUUCGGUUUCCUCACAAAGCCACUUGUGAACUAUCUGCUUCCUCAUGAUGCAAGUCACAACAACACCAGAAAUAGAGAUAAACGCACUGAGCCAGGUUCCCCAAAAGAGGAUGCGACGCUUCCUCUUCUUUCCUUUGAUGAGUCUGCUUCCACAAACUUCAAUAGAGCUAAAGAUAGUAUUUCCCUUCUGAUGGAGCAACCUGUGUACACCAUCCACCGCUACUGGAGAAAGUUCGAUGAUACAUACAUGAGGCCUAUCUUCGGUGGACCUCGUCGAGAAAACCAACCAGAGUGCUAGAACUGAUUUGAGAUCUCCUCGGGGAAGACAUAAUGAGAUAGUUUUUUUGGAUAAUCAAGAAAGUAGGAUAGUUGAUGUAGCUAUAAUACAGUAUUUAAACGUUUUCUUUGAUGUAUAGAACAUGGUUCUUCUAUAUACACAAGGUCAAGAUAAAGCGGAAUCUACGGUCUGCCUCCAAGUUAGCUAUCUGAAGCUGUGUUUAAGAAAAAAGAGCAAAACAAACGUUAAGCUGGGAUUGUUGUAACGCCACAUUUGCUAAGAAGAGCAUGUACUUUAGACGGGUAUACCGCGAAAACGGGGAGGUAAGACUUAGAUCUG
Capsella rubella is the source of this 2072-nucleotide messenger RNA. RefSeq names its product sodium/hydrogen exchanger 4. The record is from RefSeq and is a predicted model, not a curated record. The transcript has 17 exons. Gene Ontology annotation, cellular component: membrane. The coding region runs from base 162 to 1754 and encodes 530 amino acids. Gene Ontology annotation, molecular function: sodium:proton antiporter activity. Gene Ontology annotation, biological process: regulation of pH; sodium ion transport; proton transmembrane transport. NCBI's taxonomy places the organism in Eukaryota, Viridiplantae, Streptophyta, Magnoliopsida, Brassicales, Brassicaceae.